Moneuplotes crassus is the source of this 1027-nucleotide messenger RNA. NCBI's taxonomy places the organism in Eukaryota, Ciliophora, Spirotrichea, Euplotida, Euplotidae. The record is from the annotation of a GenBank genome assembly.
UGUAGGUAUUAAGAAAUCAAAAAAGUAGCCAUACCUUACCUUUUACUUAAUAUUUGAAUUAUUGCCUGAAGUAUCCUCCGAGGUACUAAAAUCAUUGAAAUAGAUACUCCAAGAGUUAACUACUGAUUUCAUUACUGAAAGCUAUUGGUAUCAACUCAUAGUGAGUACUACAGCACUAUAAUACUGGUUCCAGGUCCCAGCUUUGAGCUUGCAAGAGCUUAAUUUAGAGUCCUCAAGAAGAUCUAAACCACUAAUCAUAAGACACCAAUUCUUAAUAAGAAAUAUGCUACUAAAGAGAGCAUGGACUUGGAGUAGCUUUUGCUGUAUAAUCCUCUCGAGAUGUCUCAAAUUUUGAUAUCAAGAAGAAAAAUCUUUGCUGCGAAUUUUGACACCUUCGAGAUCCCUGAUAAAAGAAGUGAAGAGGUGGCAAAACUCCUAAUUUUAAGAUGUCAUCAUAAUAGAUCACCACCGACAGUAGCCAGAGGAGGAGGACCUUAUUGACUCCAUCGAGGUCCAAGAUUUCCCCAGUUUCCUCAAAGAAAAGUCCAGUUGCAGAGGAAAAGAUUCAACACUGCAGAGAACUUCUAUAAUCCAUCACUAAAAAACUACAUAAAAUAUACUCUCAUUGCUAUCAAAUAAGAGCUCCAAUCUGUAUAAGAGAAGAUUCUUCACGGAAGAAGAAUUCAAGAAAAUGAUGCGUAUAGCAUAUCAAUCAAAGACUCCAAAAGAAAGAAGGUCAAAGGAAACUUGCCCAGCAAUACCGUUAAGACAGAAUUCACCGAGCUCCUCAAAUAUAAAAGGCAUAAUAAUCUCUCAUAUACUUAUUCCAGAGUGGACAGGAGAGAUUGAAAGAAAUAACUUGAAAGCAUUAAGCUCAAAAGUAAAUAAAUGGCUAAAACUAAGCAUCAUUAGUAUUUAGUCAAGGAAUGCCAGUGUUAAUAAGCUUUUGAGUUUCCAAACCCAGAAAUUGACUCUGCCUGAAGCUGAUUAAGAUAUACAAUAUCUGUAAGAUGAACCUUCAAUCUGA